AUGUGGAUACCUACAGAAGAGGAGAAAAUCGGAGUUGUGAUCUGCAACUUCCGGUCAUCAACAUGUCAGGCCUUAGUCCUGGAGAUUGGGGAAACUGUACAGAUUUUGGAGAAGAGUGAAGGAUGGUACAGAGGCUUUUCCACCAAGAAGCCUUCUAUCAAGGGGAUUUUCCCAGUCAGCUAUGUCCACUUGAAGAAAUCCACAGUGACCAACAGAGGGCUGUGUGAGACGGUGGUGCCCCUGGAGGACCCCAUCAUCACAGAAACCACCUCCACACUGCAGGAAUGGGGGGUCUUGUGGAAGCAGCUCUAUGUGAAACACAAGGUGGAUCUAUUCCAUAAACUGCGUCAUGUGAUGAAUGAGCUCAUCGACCUGCGCCGGCAGCUGAUCCAGGGUCACCUCGCCCAGGAUCAGACUCGUGAGAUCAAGCGGCACAUCACUGUACGACUCGACUGGGGCAAUGAGCACCUCGGCUUAGACCUUGUUCCCAGAAAAGAGUUUGAAAUGGUGGAUCAGGAUCAGAUCAGCAUAUCAGAGCUACACAAACUGCAUAUAUCCAGCAGACACUGUGGUCAGCAAAGCACAACCCAGGGUGACAGCACGAGACAACGCCAUGGUGACGGUUGCCGUGUCCCUGUGUCACACCAUCUCUUCAUCAACCUGAAGAGCUUUACCUACAACAGCAUCAGCGAGGAUGCAGACGUCUUCUUCUCUCUGUAUGAUACUCGGGAGGCCAAACAGAUCAGUGAGAAGUUCAUGGUGAAACUGAACAAAAAUGGAGGACCAAAGAAUCCAGAGAAGGUUGAUCGUCUGUGUGCUCUCUUCACGGACCUAAGCAGUAAAGACUUGAAGAGAGAUCUGUACAUUGUUGCACAUGUCAUAAGAACUGGUCGAAUGCUGCUGAACGACUCAAAGAAAGGCCCCCCCCAUGUGCAGUACAGACGACCUUAUGGCUGCGCAGUUCUUGCCAUGAGUGACGUUUUCCACACGAUCACAGACCUCAAAGAGGAGAAGGACUUUGUGCUCAAAGUUUACACAUGUAACAAUGAGAACGAGUGGCACCAGAUACAGGAGAACAUCAUCCGCAAGUCCAACACCAAGUACUCCGCUCCCAGCACCAACUAUGGCCUCAUCAUUUCCCUGCAGCUGCUGCGAGGUGAGCUGGAGCAAAUCCGACGGGAGAACCAGGCCGUGUUCAACAGGGCUCUGGCACUCACACGCAAACUGGGUUUCCCAGAUGUCAUCCUGCCAGGUGACACACGCAACGACCUGUAUCUGACCCUGGAGAGGGGAGAGUUUGAGAGGGGCGGCAAAAGCGUCCAGAAGAACAUCGAAGUCACGCUCUACGUACUUUACGCCGACGGGGACACACUCAAAGACUGCAUCAGUUUGGGCAGCGGCGAGCCCAGCUCCAGCGAAUAUCGCUCUUUCGUCCUUUACCACAACAACAGCCCUCGCUGGAGUGAGAUGGUCAAGCUGCCCAUUCCCAUAGAUCGUUUCAGAGGAUCCCACCUACGCUUCGAGUUCAGACACUGCUCCACUAAAGACAAAGGAGAGAAAAAACUGUUUGGCUUUGCGUUCACUCCUCUGAUGAGAGAGGACGGGACCACACUGUCAGAUGAAAGCCAUGAGCUAUAUGUGUACAAGUGUGAUGAAAACGCCACCUUCAGUAACCAGGGUCUGUACCUGAGUCUGCCGUGCUGCAAAGAAGACUUCAACAGCUGCCCCAACCUGCCGGCCAACCUGCCCUUCCAGAGGAGCCCCAAAGAAACCUUCUCGGUCUCCACAAUACUCUGCUCCACCAAACUCACACAAAAUGUGGACCUGCUGGCUCUUCUCAACUGGAAGGCACAUCCAGACAGAGUGUUGGACAUCCUCGGUCGAUUACGUCAGAUUAGUGGAGAGGAGAUUGUCAAGUUCCUGCGAGAUGUCCUGGAUACGCUCUUCUGUCUUUUAGAUGACAACACUGAUAAAUACGGACCGCUGGUUUUCCAGUCACUGGUUUUCAUCAUCAACCUGCUCAGGGACAGCCGUUUCUACCACUUCAGACCUGUCAUGGACGCCUACAUCCAAAACCACUUUGCUGGAGCUUUGGCAUACAAAGAGCUGAUUCGAUGUCUGAAGUGGUACAUGGACCGCUCGGCUGAGGUCGUCCGGCAGGACCACAUCCAGGAAGCCAUGAGGGCUCUAGAGUACCUGUUCAAGUUUAUCGUCCAGUCUCGCAUCCUGUACUCCAGAGCCACCUGUGGGAUGGAGGAGGAGCAGUUCAGAGCGAGCAUCCAGGAGCUUUUCCAGUCCAUCCGCUUCGUCCUGAGUCUGGACAGCCGCAGUUCAGAGAACUUGGUGUUCACGCAGGCAGCACUGUUGAACAGUUUCCCGGAUAUCUUUGAUGAGCUGCUGCAGAUGUUUACCGUUCAGGAGGUGGCCGAAUAUGUCAGAGGCACCCUAGGGAGCAUGCCCAGCACAGUGGACAUCGGCCAGUCCAUGGAUGUAGUCAAACUGCAGUCCAUCGCUCGUACAGUGGAGAGCCGCCUCUUCUUCUUCCCUGAGUCUCGUAGUAUUCUGCUGCCGGUGGUUCUGCAUCACAUCCACCUGCAUCUGCGCCAGCAGAGGGAGCUGCUCAUCUGUUCUGGGAUCCUUGCUAGCAUCUUUGCCAUCAUUAAGACUAGCUCAAUGGAGUCUUCUGUUCAGGAGGAAGUGGAGAUGAUGGUGGAGAGCCUUCUGGAUGUGCUGCUGCAGACCCUGCUGUCCAUCAUGAGCAAGUCUCACUCUGUGGAGACGUCCAGAGGCCAGCGCUGCCCCCAGUGCACGGCGGAGAUAACGGGGGAGUAUGUUUCCUGUCUUCUCUCUCUGCUGCAGACGAUGUCAGAGCUCCACUUUCACCAUCUACUCAACAACUUCCAUAGCAAAGAGGAGUUAAAGGAGUUCCUGUUGAAGAUCUUCUGCGUGUUCCGCAAUCUGAUGAAACUGAAUAUCUUUCCCCGAGACUGGAGCGUCAUGAGGCUUCUGACUAGUCACAUCAUCGUAGUGACAACACAGUUCCUGUCUCCCGCGCUCCACAAGAACUUCUCUGAGGCUGACUUUGAUUUCAAGGUGUGGAACUCGUUUUUCAGCCUCACUGUGCUGUACAUCAACCAGCCCAGUCUGCAGCUGGAGGCACUCGGCCCGGCAAAGAGAAAGAAAAUCCUGGACAAGCAUGGAGAUAUGAGAGUCAUGAUGGCUUAUGAGCUCUUCAGCAUGUGGCAGAAAUUAGGUGACAACAAGCCCCACUUCAUCCCAGGAAUGAUGGGUCCCUUCCUCGGCGUCACCUUGGUGCCUCAGACCGAAGUACGAAAUAUUAUGAUCCCAAUUUUCCACGACAUGAUGGAUUGGGAGCAGAGGAAAAACGGCAACUUCAAACAGGUGGAGGCAGAGCUGAUGGAUAAACUGGACAGCAUGGUGUCAGAUGGGAAAGGCGAUGAUAACCACAGAGAGCUCUUCAGCCUUUUGACCAUGCUGUUUGGGCCUUAUCCAAGCCUGCUGGAGAAGAUAGAGCAGGAGACCUGGAGAGAGACGGGGAUCUCAUUUGUCACAUCAGUCACAAGACUUGUGGAGCGAUUACUGGAUUACAGGGACUGCAUGAAAGGAGAUGAGAUGGAGAACAAGAAAAUUGGCGGUUCCGUCAACCUCAUGAAUUUUUACAAAUCAGAGGUCAACAAGGAGGACAUGUACAUCCGUUACAUCCACAAGCUGUGUGACCUGCAUCUCCAAGCAGAGGACUUCACAGAGGCAGCGUUCACCCUGCUACUGUACUGGGAGCUGCUGCAGUGGGAGGACCGGCCCCUGAGGGACUUCCUUCACUACCCCUGUCAGAGCGAGUGGCAACGCAAGGAGAACCUGAGUCGUAAAAUCCUCCACUACUUCAACAAGGGCAAGUGCUGGGAAUAUGGGAUCUCUCUCUGCCGGGAGCUGGCUUUCCAGUACGAGACUUUAUAUGAUUAUCAGAGCCUCAGCUGGAUACGGAAAAUGGAGGCAGCGUAUUAUGACAACAUCAUCGAGCAGCAGAGGAUCGAGCCGGAGUUCUUCAGAAUGGGCUUCUAUGGCAGGAAGUUUCCUUUCUUCCUCAGGAACAAGGAGUUUGUCUGUCGUGGUUAUGACUAUGAACGGCUCGAGGACUUCCAGCAAAGGAUGCUGGGGGAAUUUCCACAAGCCAUUGCCAUGCAGCAUCCGAACCAACCAGAUGACACCAUCCUGCAGAGUGACGCUCAGUACUUGCAGAUCUAUGCAGUGACUCCAGUGUCAGACAUCUCUGAUGUGCCUCAGCUGGAGCGUGUGCCCGAGAGGAUCAAGAGCUUCUACCGCAUAAAUAAUGUCAGCCGCUUCCACUAUGACAGGCCUUUCCACAAGGGGCCCAAGGACCGCGAGAACGAGUUCAGGAGUCUCUGGAUUGAGAGAACGACCCUGAUCCUCUCCCGUCCUCUCCCCGGGAUCUCCCGCUGGGCCGAGGUGGAAAGGAGAGAAGUGAUGGAGGUGAGCCCUCUGGAGAAUGCCAUUUAUGUGGUGGAGAAUAAAACCCAGGAGCUUCGGACUCUGAUCAGCCAGUACCAACACAGACAGCAUCAUGGCAACAUCAACCCGCUCAGCAUGUGCCUAAAUGGGGUCAUAGAUGCUGCUGUGAACGGAGGCAUCGCCAGAUAUCAGGAGGCCUUCUUUGAUAAGGACUACAUCAGCAGUCACCCAGAAGAUACAGAGAGGAUCACUCAUCUAAAGGAUCUGAUGCAGGAACAGGUGCACAUUCUGGGAGUGGGGCUGGCUGUUCACGAGAAGCUGGUGCAUCCAGAGAUGCGUCCUCUGCACAAAAAGCUGGUAGAUCAGUUCCACAUGAUGAGGACAGGUUUACACCAUGGUGUGCCUGGUGUGGAUCGGUUUGGCGCUGCAGGCUGCCCGGGGGUUAACUCUCCCAGAGGCAUCCUUUCCUCCCACAGCCACAUGAGCCCUGAGAGCGUCCGCCUCAUACACAGACACAGCCCUCUGAGCCUCCAGGGAUCGAUCCGUCACUCGUCCUCCUCUCUGUCCUCUCACACAUCGAGUGAGGCAGGAGGAAACCUUGUCCUAAUGAACGAUGGCAUGAUGGGAGAGCACUCUGAGGAUGCGUUACACAUGCAGCCAAGCCCCUCCUCCUCCAGCCUGAGCUCAAUCCGCUCCAAUUCUUCCCAGAUUAUUAACUCUGCUCCCUCGAGUGCCAGAGGAUCCCCAUCCUUGCCCGAUAAGGCCAAACACAACCGGGAGGUGAUGAUCCUGUUGCCGUCUCAUCGUGAGAGGACCAGCAACAUGUACUACAACAUGGCAGAGAAUGGACAGAACAACCACAUGCAGCGGGCUUUACUUCAGCAAAUUAGCCCCUGCAAGCCGUGUGCUGAUCCUCACAUGAAUCUGCCAGAGAAAGUCUUUCCCAACACUCCCGGCAGCUGGAGUCUGGACGGGGAGAACAGGGAGCCGGUGUCCUACAUGCCGACUUCUACUGGAGGGGUCAUAAUGCCGCCCGUGCCCCCCAGGUCCUUCCCCCCAGGACACUUCCUGAUGCACUGUGAUGCGUUUCACCACCAGAACAGCGACCCCCCCCCUGCCCUGCCCAUCCGUUCACUUCGGAAGUCUCCUCUCCACCCGAUCCCCGGCUCCCCCACCAGUCCUCAGUCAGCUCUGGGGGGUAGUAACUCCACUCUGUCAGGCAGCGCCAGCAGCGGGGUUUCCUCUCUGAGUGAGAGUAACUUUGGAGGCCAAUAUCCGGACCCCGGCCCUAUCAGGAACGACGCCUUGGAGCCUCUUCCCAGUCACCUGUGGUCCCCCCCUGAUGAGUACCUGGCCUCUCCCUACCUGCACAUUCACUACGGCGGACCAGAGAUUGAGUCCGUGGACCCUGUCCGCCCUUUCCACUACCGCAGCCCUUCAUCACACCCGCACAACCACCAGCACCCUCACACUCACGCCCACCCAGGACUGGACAGCCACUCCCACGGGCUCCCGCCCCACCACCACGCUCCCACUCACGGCCCCCACCACAUCCCUUACCGCAGGCCUCAGCCUCCAGCCGUGCCGCCCAAACCCUACCUGAGAGAGGGCUGCAUCCCAGAGGAGGACCUGCCGCCUCAGCCCAUCCCGCUGCCCCGCAGGAUCUUCCACUCCCCGCACGGCCACCGUGAAGACCAGGGGAAACACCCCUGGGAGCAGUGCAUCAGCGAGGAGCACGAGGAGGCCCAGUGAUGACGAGGGUCCGCUAUACUUCAGUUAGAGCUUUCUUCUUCCCUUCAUUUGCACUGAGUUAAAGGCAGUUACAGGGAGAUUCGUUAGUGAAGCGGUGAUCUGUGUUUAGAUGACACUUCUCGCUUUAAUUUCAGUGCACAUGAAGGAAAGAAAAGAGGGGAUGAACCUCCACAAAUCUACAGCACGAGGCUCUGUCACUGCUCCGUGUGGCCUCUUAGAUAUAAUUAAAAGAAAUGUAUCUGUUAAACAAAAGACAGAUUGACUUUGUUCAGAAAUUGAUAUUGAUUGUACAAAAUUGUACAACUUGUCUGUGAGCAUGUUUUUUCAUUUGAGAAUAAUAAGACAACAGUUUUGUGAAAAAUGACGACCAUGAUCAUAACCAACAUGAUCCCAGGUGCAGUUUGAGCUCUGAACUCCCUUAAUUUAGCUUUUUCAUGGCAUUUUCACAACACGAGGAAACACCCGAAGGUUAUAAUUCAAAGGGAAGGGACUUCUCUGCUUUAAAUGCUUCAUAUAUAUGAAUUCUUAUUUUGAUAAUAAAUACAUAUUACAUUAUAGUGUUUUCAAAGGCUUAUGUCCAUAAUGUUUUUCGAAACACUGUUAAGUGCUCCUUAAUAGUGUAUCAUAUCAAAUGGCGCACUCUGACACAGGUUGCUGUCAGGCUUUCAUGAAUCGCAAGUCUCUAAGACUGGCCCGGCAUCUCAAGGGACACGAACUUCAGUCACAGACAAUUUCCCAUCCGUACCUUGGCGUACGGAAACCUCCGUGAAUGUAUUCAGACGAGAUGUUCUAUUUGUAUUGCACAAGCUGCAAUGCUGUUUUUGUUUAAGUGCUUUAAGUUCAGUCUAUGUUGAAGAAGUCUCUAUUUGUCUCUUUUGUGUGACAAAGAUAUCUGGAGAGGAAGGAGAGGGGAAACUGAGGACAUUGACAGACAGGUUCCAAACUAGUCAUGUUCCCCAGAUGGAGAACUCUCCACAUCUCAAGCUCCUGCUGGACUCUGUAAAGCAUUCUCUCCCUCCAUCGUUACCCUUCUCUGUGUGGUUGUCAGACCAUGUUACAAAGCAGUGAGGGCUGAACCUGGACAGCAGCAGUGGUCCUGCGUUGCGUCUGAUGACACUGUCUAGACCCCCGCCCACUGAGCUGCCAGACAAGGAGCCCACUCAGACAGCGUUGGAAUCGCCUACCUGCCUUAAGUGCACUCAAAUGCAGUUUGACCUCUCAUCUGGACUGUGAGAAGCUCAUUUAGCGACAGUCCUUCUCCUUUUCAUUCGGUUCUCUAUACGCUCCCUGAAGGAAAAAAAAGGAUAUCUACCUAGUGAUGUUUUGUAUGGUUUCGUCCAGCUUUGGUUUCAGGUUGUUGUUUGGUUUGUAGCGCUAAUAAUUCUUAUUCUGCCUGCAGCUCUUUCUCAAUCACCUUCUGUUGUGUGAAAACUAAUGAUGUGUUUCAGAAGAACGCUGAAGCCCUGACAGAAAAGAGAGAUUUACUUUUUGUGGAGCAGAGAACAGCGCUGUUUAUCACGAUAUAGUGGGUUGGAAGGAUAUAGCUAAUAUUUUAACAAUUACUUGUUUUCCUGGUUGUUGCUUUUUUUGCAGGUGGAUGCUUUGUGUUACUGUACAUCAAGUUGUCAGCUGACUAGACAACAUCUAUUUUUGUAUGUGAGAUCAUCAGUUGUGUGAACAUAUUUCAGAAGCCGUACCACAACAGAAGGCCCAGGUACUGCAUCAGCUGCUGUACUUUGUAUGGAGAUGAACCUGAGGUUAGAUAUAUAUGUGAGUAUCUCUUGUGAGCCUGAGGGCACUGAGGAUAACUGGUGACUGAAGUGAUACUCAAAAUAUAGGUACAAUAGAAUUUUUCAAUGUAAAUUCUGUUAUUGUACAUACAGCAGUAUUGUGAAAUAUUUUUGAGAAUUAUUGCAGACGCCCAAAAAAGGUUUAUCGUUGUUUGUGUAUAUACAUGUAAUCCAGAGAUCAGUGUAAUUGAUAAAUAUCUAUAAUCAGUGUUUGAAAAAGGACAAAUCCAUUAGACUGUGGCUGUCUCCACCGUUCUUGACUUUGAGUCUUCUCAUAUAAAUACUUUAUACACUUUUCAAUGUGCUUUCCUGUACAUAUGGUGUUAGCAUGAUCAAACAGUGUUUGGUUGUAAAAGUGGUUUUCCUACUCCCAUAAACUGCUGUGGUAUGGAAUUCAUUAACGAUGCCAAACAUUAAAGACAAUCUUUUAUCAGCUCUAA
Messenger RNA from Gymnodraco acuticeps, 8470 nucleotides. RefSeq names its product dedicator of cytokinesis 3 (gene dock3). The record is from RefSeq and is a predicted model, not a curated record. NCBI's taxonomy places the organism in Eukaryota, Metazoa, Chordata, Actinopteri, Perciformes, Bathydraconidae. Gene Ontology annotation, cellular component: cytoplasm; plasma membrane. Gene Ontology annotation, biological process: small GTPase-mediated signal transduction. Gene Ontology annotation, molecular function: guanyl-nucleotide exchange factor activity; small GTPase binding.